CUCUUAUCAAUUAGAACAUCAAUUAGGACAACAAUUAGGAUAUUCAGACUGCGGAAUCACUAGCAGGCCCAAGAUGUCAAGCAAGACCUCGGCAUUCGCGGAUCUUUUACAGUCAUCUUUAAGCUCUCGGACAAUUUAUCUUAAAUGUAUCCCAGUCCCGGUCAACUUCUUGGAGCGUCGCGGUGUUUUGCGCGCCGUCCAAAAAAUUACACACGAAACUGUCGAGACAUUCAAGAAGCUCGAAGAUAAUUCUUCGUUCGUCGUCGUCACCAGCAAACCAGGCACUGCCACUGCCCUCGUUAACGAUUCCCCCUUCGUGCGUGUCAUCAUUGACCAAGAUCCGAACGCUGCCUCUUCGUCUUCCUCCUCGUCCUCUUCGUGGGGGGCCGAAUACGACAUACGGGGAACAAUAACUACUCCAGUUAAUCCUCAUGCGCCCUCUAAGUUAUUAACAAGGGCAACACCGGCCUUGUCUGAUCUGGGCGUCUCGUAUAAAGUCUUUACCCUACAUAUGUUCGCUGCGAACAAAACGUACAAUCAUAAGGAGGCAAUUAGGAAGAACCCUCUCCACGGGCCAUGGCCAUUCCAUAAUGCUAGAGAAACCUUUGUGUCAGCCGCCUUGCAUCGGUCUAUACCCUCAGGUCCCAUGGCUCCAGCGUUGCGGGACUGGCACACUGCCAAUCAAUUAUCGCGCGAUUCAGUCAGUUUUGCAGAUGAGGGUGCUGAGGGAGCAGCAUCUGUCCUUCUCGGGAAAAAACGUCCAUCUUCAAAGGAGGUAUUUUUCGAUCCAUCUUCUAACACGGUCAAUCCGUCUAGGAAGUGGGGUGACCUAUUAACUAAUUCCAACCUUAGAACGAAUGCCGACUCCUUGCUCGGUGAAUCACCCGGUGAUGUUCCCUCAGACCAAGAGAAUCCAUUUGUCAGUGAAGAUAAAGUCAACUGAGACACGAUUUGCAAGAAGCAUAUAUUUCAACUUGACCUACCUUAGGCAUCUUGAAUCUAGUUAAACUUAGACAA
Daldinia decipiens is the source of this 1017-nucleotide messenger RNA. RefSeq lists its product as uncharacterized. The coding region runs from base 74 to 943 and encodes 289 amino acids. NCBI's taxonomy places the organism in Eukaryota, Fungi, Ascomycota, Sordariomycetes, Xylariales, Hypoxylaceae. The record is from RefSeq and is a predicted model, not a curated record. The transcript has 3 exons.